AUGCCUCCCUCGCCCCCUUUCCUCACUCGUGCUCUCGUGAGAUCUUCCCUUCCUAUCGCGUCGCUUUCUCGCCAUGUACAUCGAUCUCGAGUCACGUUCACGCAUCUUGACGGGACGCCCGGGCCUCUCCAUCAGGCGCCAAGACAUGUCCUGUCCUCUUUGUGGCACGUGCAAGGAGUGCUUGGAUGCGGUGGCAGAAGGGCGCCGGGAGAUAGGUGGGCGACUACGGGAGCGGAGGAAGGGGAGGAGGAUGUAGUACAGUCGCUGCAGUCUGCAGGGGAAGCCAACACGAAGCGGGUGAAGGAGGGGGAAGGAUGGUCCAAGGUGUUUGAGUGCCCUACUUGCGGUGAGCGAUUCUCGAAAUGGAAGAAGCUUCAGUUUCAUCUCAAGACGCGUCAGCACAUCAAGCGAGGCUCCUACCCCACUUGGAAGCUGGUUGUCGUCAUGUUCAGAAACGAAGCUCGAGCCCAGCCUGAAGUGCGGGGGAGGCCUGGGCCAUUGACGUACUACUUGUGUCCUCUUUGCGCCUACUCGUCUCGCUCAUGGGCUCGCAUGUGGGAGCAUGUUGGAAGGACGGGGCACAUCUCCAGACACUCGUACCGCACGCAGAAAGAACUGCAGAUUCUCCUCCGACAGGGUCCAGCUGUCCUGCUGCGGCCUGCUGGCACUGUUCCUUUCACUAUCACCUCUGAGGCUCUUGCCGUCAUGUGGGAGUGCUGUAAGGGAACGGCCCACCAGGACUUGUGCGACACCGGGUGCUUGAAGGGGAGGGGGAGGUGGUUGGAAAUCGAUAUGGAGCUUCACCAACGGCGGCUGUUCGCCGAGGAUGAAUACGUCAUGCUAGCAUGGGUGAAGCAGGUCAAAUCAGGAGCCAAGCAAGGUUACUUCAUCGUCAAGCGGAAUCGAGCAAGAGUCCCAGGACGAGGCGCUUCUCCGGGCUACGGCUGUCCUCACUGCGGACGCGCUUUCGACAAGUUCACGCGCUUCUUGAAGCACUUCAAAGAGGAAGGAUGCAUGUCGGCAAUGGGAAGGUCGAGCUUCAUGACUCUGGAGGAAGUUCAGUACCGCGCCAUGCUGGUGUCGCCGCUGAGCAAGCGAGCGCUUGUGCGACAAAAUUCCAUCGACGUCGCAGGAUGGAACCCUGCAUGGCUGGAGGACCUUCGCCCUCGCGUGCAGAAAGAGCAAGAGAAGCAUGAGUUCGUGGAAGACCAGCCAGGCUUUCAGUUUGUCGUGUGA
Molecule: messenger RNA, 1236 nt
Organism: Guillardia theta CCMP2712
Lineage: Eukaryota; Cryptophyceae; Pyrenomonadales; Geminigeraceae
Exons: 14
Coding region: 1-1236 (411 amino acids)
Source: RefSeq, a predicted model, not a curated record